AGACAAGUUACUCCUAAACUUGUUAAAGCUGGAAUCUUAACGGUAGAACGUGUACAAGGGGCAAUAGAUUACUUAGCAUGGAAAACUAAAACUGGAACGGUAAAAUCAACAAAUCGUAUUGAUGAUGUUUUAGUUUUAACCAGUUUAGGAAGAGAUCUGGUUUCUCAAAUUGAAUUAGGAUUAGCCAAAAACCAACAAUGUUGGUAUUGGGUUAUUGUUGGAAAAUGUAAUGAAAAUUGCGAAAAUUAUAAUUUAAGAAAUAAUUUGAAAAAUGGAAAUGAUAUGCACCAUUGUAGUGUCAGAGUUAUUUCUGAAUGUCAGUUAUCUUGGCUAUCAUUAGAAAAUCCAUUGCGAAUUACCAUUCAAGGAACUCAUCGUACAUUUAACAAUAAUAAUAUUCCUAAAAUUUCAAGAAUAAAUUUAACUUAUUCUGUCAGAGAUUCGAUAGAAUUAAGCAGAAGAGCAGAAAACAGGACAGCCAAAGGGAUAAAAGAGAAAUUAUUAACAUCACUUAAUGGUGCAUCAGAAGAAGUAAUUAACAAUGCAUUAGCAAGCCAACGUAUAAUAUGUAAUAAUGACAAACUCCGGCAAUUUGUUGCCAGAGAUGAUAAGAAAUUAAAGGAUGAUACUGGUCCUAGGACUCAGCUUGAUAGUUUAGUAAAUAAUAUAUUAAAAUCUCAAGGUUUUAUAUUAUAUUAUCAAAUAGCAGACAUUAAUCAACCAGCUGAUUCACCUGACCGAUAUUAUCAACUUACAAUUUCUGAUGAGUUUUGGUUAAAAAAUGCUCAUGAUUACGGUAAAAUCUGUAUCGGAAUAGAUGGUAAAUAUGAUUUAAAUUUGGACCGUGCACCGGUAUUAUCAAUUGUCACUGAGAAUAGUGCUGGUUGCGGAUUGCCUGUUGCAUUUGCGCUAUUUAAUAAGGAAAAUCAUCAUACUAUAAAAUUGGCUAUUGACGCUAUUAAAAAAAAUAUCCCAUAUGAUAACGAGUUCUGUGAACACAAGUGGUACUAUGAAAAUCUUUUAUCUGGAAACGGAUUUCAACGAGUUCGUGAAUGUCAAAACAAUAAUUGGAAGCCAUAUAUCUUAAUUGAUAAGCAUAGACCAUCUAAACUUGCUAUCCAAAAUGCUUCACAUAAACCAAUUUUAUGUUGGUUUCAUAUUAUGAAAACUUUUAGUGAAAAUUUAAAUAAAUGGCAGAUACCUGCAAAAUUCAGAUAUCCAAUAGCAUUAGCGUUUAAAAUUGUAGGUCGUAGUCGAACUGAAGAAACUGCCAUUGAAAUGGCUAAGAAAUAUAUCGAAUUUAUUAACACUCUUCAAUUGGAAAAAACUAAAAAAGAUAAAUUAAUAGAUGAUUUAUCUAAAAAUUGGAUGUGCACGGAGUGGAAAUUAAGUUUUAUUGAUGCUGGUCAUAUUUCCAAAAACAUUACAAACAGAUUUCCAUGGACUACGAACAAUUUUACAGAACGGAUCAAUAGGACAAUUGAAGCAGUAUAUAGUGGUAAACAAACACCAUUGACAUUUGUUGAACGAAUGUAUGGAAUAAAAUUUCAAAGUGAAACUAUUGUAAGUCAUGAAGAUUUAAAUAAGUUUGAAUCUGGUUUAGUUACUUUAUUCAAUACUCAAACGAUUGAACAGCAAACUAAAGAUGAUAUGAUAUGUUGUGAUAAACUUCGAAGAUUAAAUCAAGGAAGAUUAGAUUUUCUUCUUAAUAUGGUUAAGAUAUCAUCAGACCAAAAUACUUUUCUUGUUAAAAAAAAAUCUGAUGAUUUAUUCGUAUCUUCUUAUGAUGAUAAGCCUUUGCGUCUAGAUGAGGAAAUUGUACGAAAAUUAAAUGAUAUGAUCAAUUUUCUUAUGAAAUCUUUAUUAUCCGAAAAUGUAAUAUUAGAACAAGGAUUUCAUAUAUGUAAUGUUAUUACUGGUGAAUGUACAUGCUGGGAAUACAUAUGGAAUAGUUCAUUACGUGAUAAAU
Rhizophagus irregularis DAOM 181602=DAOM 197198 is the source of this 1969-nucleotide messenger RNA. The record is from RefSeq and is a predicted model, not a curated record. NCBI's taxonomy places the organism in Eukaryota, Fungi, Glomeromycota, Glomeromycetes, Glomerales, Glomeraceae.